UCUCUCUCUCUCUCUCCCACAGAUGCUGCUGCUGGGUCACGCUUCCAUUCAGUCUAUUAAUAAUAACAGAGUCAGAGCAGACGCACUGAGGACCGGAGCAGAGGGGGAUCACCUCGUUUUCAAUCUGCAGCGCAUCAAUAAUGUGACAUACACUUUGGCCUUUUUACGCACGUUUUUUGUUCGUCUUUUACGCACCGUUUAUUUUUCAUACAGGUGCCUUUGUCUCGAUCAUCUCUGCGCUGCUGGCUCACUGGUGUCUGGCUCCGCUUUAUUACCACCUCCACCAUCAUCAACAUCGACCAUCUGCACAGGCGGCUGCGGCUUGUUGGUAAACACGCAUCGGAUCCCGCCGGCGAGGACUCUCCCCCCACACCUCUGGUGCAUUGAUGCACCCGUUUCAGUGGUGUAACGGGUGCUUCUGUGGUCUGGGACUGGUUUACGCCAACAAGUCGUGCACCAUGCCGCCCAUCACCUUCCAGGACCUGCCUCUGAACAUCUACAUGGUCAUCUUCGGGACGGGCAUCUUCGUCUUCAUCCUGAGCCUCAUCUUCUGCUGUUACUUCAUCAGCAAACUACGACACCAAGCCCAGAGUGAGCGGUUUGGAUACAGGGAGGUAGUUUUAAAAGGAGAUCCAAAAAAGCUGAAUCUUCACGGGCAGACAUGCGCCGUGUGUUUGGAGGACUUCAAAGUGAAGGACGAGCUGGGAGUGUUGCCAUGCCAACAUGCUUUCCACAGGAGGUGUCUGGUGAAGUGGCUGGAGGUUCGCUGCGUCUGCCCCAUGUGCAACAAACCCAUAGCCGGCCCCCCCGAGCAGCACCACAGCAUAGGCACUCUGCUGGAUGAACUGGUUUAACCUCUCAACACCUCCCCAGCCUGGGUGGUGGUGGUGGUGGGGGGCACACUGGACCCUGGUCAAACCAGCUGGUAUAAGUUAAAGACCAAAAGGGAAGAGGGACACGGUUUUGCAUUUAAAACACAGCAAAACACCAACAGGAUGAUACUAAGUUGGGGUAACCUAGUUACCAUCCGGAGGAAGACUCAGAAGAAUGCUGUUGCAUAGCAACCAUCUCGGAGAUGGCAACACGACACCUUGUGGUGUCUGAGAGAUUAUCUCCAGCCGCCCACACAUCACUCCAUCACUCUUCUUUUCAACAUCCCCCCUCUCCACCCAAUCCUUCACAUCUCCUCCUGCCGCCUCGAGUGAGGUUAAUGGUACCACUGGAGCGGAAGAGACACAGUUUUGUUUUUCACAGCGAUGUGGACGAAUCAGUGUUGACGGAUGAAAGCGUCGGGAAGGAGGGUCCCCUGUGAGCAUGUCUGAUUGUUUGUAUGUGAUGGUGGGCACUGAUGUGGAGUAAUAUCAGUAUUAGUGGGUGACGUAACUCUUUAGGAAAAUGGAUCCUUUAUUCUCUCAGAUAAGAAAUUGUGAGAGAAAACUUUAAAUUGAUAAUUUCUGCAUCCCUAACAGUAGCUCAAGGAAACAUUGACAGAAGUUAAACUGCUGACAAAACAGAAAAUUCUAACAGUUGAUAAAAAAGAUAAACCAGUAGAACAACAAUUUAACAGAGGCCAGAGGAGAAUAAAUAAUACUGAAGUGAAGCCACAGACAUGGUUGAUUAAAUCUGCUUUCAAGGAUAUUAGAUUAUAAAUUGAAGUCACAAGGGAAAAAUGAUGGAAAAGGUGGAUUCACGCCUCAUCAGUCAGAACUAAAUUAUUCAUACGCUCCCAGAAGAAGCUGCAGGAAAUUAAUACGUGUUUUUAACCAAGUCCUCUCACAAUGCCACUGAUCCUGAUGAUUUAAGCAUGAAAUCCAUGGGGGUGCCCACCUCUGCAGUGAUAUCAUGUAUGUUCUUCAUACUGUACAUGCUCCAGUUGCUUUUAUUCCACUGGGAUGUUUUAUUGUGUUAAUAUAAAUGGAAGGAACUUUCUCCUCCUGCCUCUCACUGUAACACUUUGAUUCUUUGUUAGAAAAUGUUUUUUUUUUUUUAGAUAUUGCACUUUGAAAUUCUCAAAAAAAAUGAUUCUAUGCGUCUGUCUGUCUAAUAUUUUAGACAAAGGCUCGGACGCAACACAGCAGGUCCCUGUUUUCAGGUGUGGUGAAUCUUUUAUAAACGUAUAUAUGAAGCACCAGGGAUGCUGCUUCAUCUAAAGAAAAGGGAAGCAGCCGUGCAGACCUGAGGUCUUGUUCCGUGAAUUCAUCUGGGAAGCAACAAAAUCUCACUUUCAUACACGGUUUUGAGGCAUUAUUUCUCUUGAUUCUGUUUUACAUGCCUUGGUUGUGUUUUUUGUUAUUUACAUUGAUUAAUGAAGCAAGACACUGCCAAAAUUUAGCACAAAACUCACAAAGCACAUUUUACAGUAGGCACUUGUACUGUAAUCCCACAGACACACACACACACACACACACACACACACACAGAGUUGACUUCACAUCCGUGUGCCAAGAAAAUAAAAAUAAAAACGUCCUGUUGCACAUGAGCCGGAGAAAACGUUCGCUCUGAUUCUGACCACAUUCCACGUUUUGUAAACCAACAGAUGUAAAUAACUUGGAACAAUAAUAAAUACAGUUGUCUGUUUUGCGCA
Molecule: messenger RNA, 2584 nt
Organism: Hippoglossus stenolepis (Pacific halibut)
Lineage: Eukaryota; Metazoa; Chordata; Actinopteri; Pleuronectiformes; Pleuronectidae
Gene: rnf122
Product: ring finger protein 122
Exons: 6
Coding region: 387-854 (155 amino acids)
Source: RefSeq, a predicted model, not a curated record